AUGAAUAGUGCGGCUCUUAGUUUAGCCGCGUCCAUGUUCGAAGGAAACAAUUCUGAUAUGGAUAAUUUACCUGAUACAGAAACUAUUCUUCAUAUCCUUGGAAUUGAGUACAAAACUCCUAAUGAUUCAUACGCAAUACUUGAUGAUAUCGCUAGUAAAUUUUGGUUUACAUAUCGAACUGGAUUUGCACCGAUUGGUGGUCCAUCAGGUCCAACUAAAGAUACGGGAUGGGGUUGUAUGAUGCGCUGUGGUCAAAUGAUGUUAGCUGAAGGUUAUGUAAGAUUUUUUCUACCAGCAGGAAGAUAUUUUCGAUGGCGUCCACCUGUGGUUGAUGCAAGCUAUUGGGAUAUACUGAAUAUGUUUAUUGAUAAACGUCAUUCAUCAUAUUCCAUUCAGCAAAUAGUACAAAUGGGCAAUUCUGAAGGUAAAGAAAUCGGACAAUGGUUCGGUCCCAACACCAUUGCUCAAGUGCUUAGGCGUAUUGCUUCUAAUGAAUUCGAAAGACCAAUUAAUGUACAUGUUGCAAUGGAUAAUACACUUGUACUUGAUGAAAUACGUAAACUAUUCCAAACUCAUUCAAAAGCUCGUAAAACAACAAAAAAUUCGAAUGAUAAACCAGCAGGCUGGAAACCAUUAAUCAUAAUUAUUCCAUUACGAUUAGGUUUGACGAGUGUUAAUACGGAGUAUAUUGAUCAACUGAAGCUUUGCUUUCGAUUGCCCCAAACACUUGGUUGUAUAGGUGGUAAACCAAGCCAUGCGCAUUAUUUCAUCGGCUAUUCAGAAACUGAUGAACUUCUUUAUCUUGAUCCACAUGUAACACAGCCACAUGUUGAUACAACUUCAACUGCUGAUGAUAUGUCUUACCAUUGUGGUCGAAUUAAUAGAAUGAAAUUUUCCGGUCUUGACCCAUCCCUUGCUUUGGGGUUUGCGUGUAAAACCGAAGCUGAAUUUGAGGAUUUAAUAACAAAAUUAAAAAAAAAUCUUCCGUCAAAGCCCAUGUUUGAAAUCUGUCAAUCCAAUCCUUUUGAUAUGCGUGGUCAAGAAGUAGCGCACCAUGGCGUUCUAACAUUGGAUUCUGACGAUGAUUUUGAAGUUGUAUAA
Rotaria socialis is the source of this 1101-nucleotide messenger RNA. The record is from the annotation of a GenBank genome assembly. Lineage: Eukaryota; Metazoa; Rotifera; Eurotatoria; Philodinida; Philodinidae.